Paramecium octaurelia is the source of this 9888-nucleotide messenger RNA. The record is from the annotation of a GenBank genome assembly. Lineage: Eukaryota; Ciliophora; Oligohymenophorea; Peniculida; Parameciidae.
AUGUCAUGGUUGAUUAAAUUGUUACUCAUUUCAUAAGCAAUAGGUAUAAAUGACUAAUCGGAUUAUUAAUACAUUUUUGGAAUCGGGACUAAUAUAUGCCCUGAUUUACAUGUGUUUAUGCCUGAUAUGCACCCUCACUAAUGCGUUUGUAGGUAUUUGUGCUAUCCAUAGCUUAUGCUUCCGUUUGCAAAGAUGUUACAGAGGUAAAAAUUGUAACUGUGACAAAUUCAACUUAAUAUGUGUGCCACCCAAGAUUUUAACCAUGGGGCGCAGGAACUCCAACCAUAAGCGGAAAUAUAAUUCAUUGUGGUUACGCUUAUGGCAUCUCAUUAGUAUUGGAGAAGCAAAUAGAUGGACACUAUAAAUAUUAUUGUAAAGGUAAACAUUUUUAAUAUUUUUUUUAGAUUUUACUACCUAUACAGACGACUACAAGAGAUGCUUGAUAUUUGCAAAAUACCCUUCACUUGGCAUUUAUAGAUGUCAAAUUUGUAAACGGCCUUUUUAUGGAUACUUAUGUGGUGAAGUUGAGAAAUUUUACGAUUAACAUACGACUGACCCCCCCUUAAGUAAUUUAGAUCCUAAAAUUUAAAGUGUGUCCUGACUAGUGUCUUGAAUGUUCACUUUCUAAUAAUAGUCUAAAGUGUAAUGUAUGUAGUCCUGGAUUUGCAAAAACAAGUUCAGAUGAUUUUGCAUGCUAACUGAGUAAUUAGAAAUAUUACUUUGUAGAUUGCUAAGGACAUACUAGUUGCAAACUAAGUUAGACUAAGGAUAUGAUUUACAGUGAAGAAUGCAUAGUUGGAUAUAAAAAGUCUUUUUCAUACUGUGUUGGUAUAUCUAAUGAAUGGUAUUUUAUAGGUCCGUAUCCCCCUUGUGCUAUUCCUAUUUAAAGUGAAAUUUAUUGUGGGAAAUGCUUUGAAGGAUUUUAUUUGGUAUAGGAUUUUUUAGAUAAAUCCGACUUUGUUCGAUGCUAAAGUUUCGACUGGCAUUGUUCCCCAACACAAUAAACAGUGGAGAAAAAAUUAGUAAAUGGAAAUCAAUAAAAAUUUAGAGUAAUGCAAUUACCUUAUAAAUAGGCAGUGUGUUAAUUAUGUGAUCCAGGAUUCAUUCCAAAUGUUGAUGACAUUAAUUUUUUUGCCAGCUGCAAUAGUAAAAUUAUCCUAAAUCCCAUUUAGAUGUUAGAUUUUCCGUAUCACAAUGCUCCCUGUUAGAUCUGUAAGAAAAGAAUUGUAUUGCAUGUUUUUAAGGGUAUGCGCUACAAGCAGAUGGAACAUGCAUUUAGAUGUAGUGCGAUUCACUUUGUUCGACUUGUUUGGAUACAAAUCCAAGUUAUUGUACGACAUGUGAUGUUUCGGAAAAUAAAAUAGCUGAUAAUGGUAUCUGCCUGUGCUUAACAGGCUUUGGGAAAUAACAAGAUAACUGCUUAGCUUGUACUGAGGGUUAUUGUGAAAGUUGUGAUAGGAAGGACUUUUAUUCAUGUAAUUCUUGUAAAUCGGGAAAGAACAGAAUACUAGUGAAUAAAGAAUGUGUUUGUUUAACUGGUUAUUAUGAUCCUGGAAAUGAGGAUUAAGUUUGUCUUCGUAAAUUUGUUAAGUCAUUAAUUAGCCUGUGAUUUAACUUGUGUUAAUUGUUCUGGCGGAACAAACUAAGAUUGUACUGAAUGUCCAGAUUAAAGCCUUUCGAAUAGAGUUAGAAUUGAGAAUUCUUGUCCUUGUCAAUUUGGAUAUACAGAUUUUGUAAUUUAAGAAUCUAAAUGCGGAAGUUUUACCUAAAUUUAAUUUAGAAUGCCAUCCAAAAUGUUAAGCGUGUUUCCAACCAGCUGACGAAACUACGAAUUAAUAUUGUCUAACAUGUAUACCUGGCUAAAAUCGGGUUGUUUCUGAAACUUUUCAAUGCGAAUGCGAGGUUAAUGCAGGUGAUCUUAAUGGCACUUUGGACGUUUGCAUUAGUAUAUUUCUUAAUUACACAUAGUUUGUCAUUAUACAUGUGGAAACUGUAACGGUACUGGACACACUGAUUGUGUUUCAUGCUCAGUAAGCUCUAACAGGGAAUUGACAACUUCAAACGAAUGCUUGUGUAAAUAAUCAUAUUAUGAUGACGAUACAGAAAAUAUAGAUUGUCAAAGUAUCCUAUUAAAUUUUAGAACUAGAAUGCUAUUACACAUGUGUUACAUGUGCAAAAAGCACUGAAAAAGAUGCUUGCGUAGAAUGUCCUCUAACCAGAAAACCGAGUGUAUCUGGUAGUUAAUUUGAAUGUAUCUGCGAUUCUUAAAAUUAUUUUGAUGACGGCUUUUCGCUGCUGUGUCAAUAAUGUGACAUAAAUUGUUUAACUUGUAAUGGUCCUCUUUCAUCGAAUUGUCUGACAUGCGAUACAAAUUAUAGACUAUUGGAUUUAUCUUCUUGCAUAUGCCCAUAAGGGCAUUAUGAUAUUGGAUAAUUAGAAUGUGCAAGUAAUUUUUAGGAAAUAUUAUAGAAUGUCAUUAUUCUUGUCAAUUAUGCUUUGAUAACACUUUAGAUGGAUGCAUUGCUUGCUCCUUUGAGUCUAAUUUUAGAAUAUUAAAAGGCAACAAUUGUAAAUGUAUCGAUGGCUAUUAUGAAGAGGAUGGGAAGGCUUAGUGUAAAAGUAACUUUUCUGAUUAUUAAUCAUCUAUUAGAAUGUUCAUAUAAAUGCGAAAUGUGCUAAACCGGAGCAGAAAAAUGCUUGAGUUGCCCAUUAAAUUCGUUGCGAGUUAUUGAUCCAGUAAAGGGGUGCUACUGUCCAGGAGAAUAUUAUGAAAAAGAAAACGAAGUUAUUUGUUAAGGUAAGAUUUAUCAAUAUAGAAGUAUGCCAUUUCAAAUGUAAAUCAUGUAAUGGAAAGAGUUAAAAUAAUUGCCUCUCAUGCGAUUCCGUUGCUUUUAGAGAAUUGAAAGGUAAUGAAUGCCCUUGCUAACCACAUUACUUUGAGAUGGAAGUUUAGGAGUGCACUUGUAAACUAUAUUUAUUUAAGAUGUAGCUUGUAGUGCGCUCUGUUAUGAAUGUGAUGGCAAUUUUGAAAAUUGUACUUCAUGCAAUGAUGAUAGAUAUCUAUUGGGCAAUACAUGCAAAUGUACUACGAAAUUAAAUGGGGGAAUAAUAAGUACAUUUGAAUAUAAUGGGAUGAUAAAGUGCUAAAGUAUAUAAUCAAGCUAAUUAGAAUGUCACUAUUCAUGUGGAACAUGUGGAGGAAUUGAAGAAGGGAAUUGUAUUACGUGCAUGGAUACUGAACAAAGACUGUAAGAAGGAAAUACUUGUGUAUGUAAAGAAGGAUAUUUUGAUGCAGGAUUGCCUGCUUGCUAAAGUAUUCAAAUUAUUUAUCAAUAGAGUGCAGUUAUCAAUGUCAAGGGUGUUUGAAGUAAUCGGAAAGAUGUACUUCUUGUCCGGAUAAUAGUUUCAGAGAAUAUAUACCUGGUUUCAAUAAAUGCCAAUGCAUUCAAAAAUAUUAUGAUGAUGGAUUGAGCGAGGUUUGCAAAAGUAAUUAUGUUUAUUGAUCAUUUUAAGAAUGCCAUUAUUCAUGCCUAAGAUGCACUGAAUUUGAAACUAAAUGCGAAAUAUGUUCAAGUGAAUAAAACAGAAUUUACAAUGAUUUGUUCUUUACUUGCGAUUGCAACGUUGGAUACUAUGACAUUGGGAUAGAAAAAUGUUAAGAUUGUCACUAUUCUUGUUUAUCGUGUAAUUCUGGAGAUGCCAAUUCUUGUACUUCUUGUGUCCAACUCAGUGAUUCAAAUAGGGUAUUUUAUCAUAACACAUGCAAAUGUUUAUUUGGAUAUUUUGACGAUGGAAAAUCGACAUAAUGUUAAUAAUGCGAUAUUUAAUGUUUAAGUUGUGCUUAACAAUCUUACUUAUGUUUGUCCUGUCCUGAAACAAGAAGAAUAGAAACAAAUUGUAAAUGUGAGUUGGGGUAUUAUGAUAUUGGUUUGUAAAUUUGUUCUAAAUGCAAUUCUAAUUGCCUUACUUGUGAAACUUCGUCAACCCGAUGCACAUCAUGUAGUUCUAACUAAUUUAGAGAGCUUAACUUAGUCACAUUUAUUUGUGAUUGCUCGCAAGGUUAUAUAGAAAUUAAUGGAAUAUGUGAAUAAUGCCAUCACAGUUGUACAACUUGUUCUUAAACUAUAAAUAAAUGUAGUUCUUGCGUUUAAUAUCGAAAGCUUAUAAAUAAUAAUUGUAUUUGUAAUGAUGGAAUGUUUGAAUCAAAUGUGGACUAAUUAUGUAAAUUAUGCGAUAAGACUUGUUUAACUUGUACUAAUUCUAAUUAGAACUGCUUAACAUGCUCUAUUGAAAAUUUCAGACAAUUUAAGUCGGGAAACAUUUGUGAAUGCAUACAAGGAUAUUUUGAAAAUCCAAUAACUCUCAAUUGUGAAUAAUGUUCAAGUUCCUGUUUGACAUGUACUCUAUUAAGGGAUAAUUGCUAGAGUUGCAAUUCUAUUCAUAAUUUAGCUUUAGUUAAUGGCAAAUGCGUCUGUGCACAAUCAUAUUAUUUUGAUUCCUUGACCUCUUCAUGCUUAUGUAACAUUGUAACAAUAUAUCUAGAAUGCAAUAUUACCUGCCUAGAAUGUUAAUAAAGUGAUGAAUGCACUGAAUGCAGAUUGACAACAAGACAUUAUAGCGGAGAUCAAAAGAAGUGCUUAUGUAAUGAUGGAUAUUAUGAGACAAAUUAAUAACAUUGCUAAUGUAAUUGAAAAUGAAAUUGAUUUUAGCAUGUCAUUUUACUUGUAAUACUUGUGAAAAUGUGAAUACAAAUUGUUUAACAUGCUUAAGCGAGUACAAUAGAAUAUUAGCUAAUAAUAAUUGCUUGUGUUUAGAUGGAUAUUAUGAUGCAGGCAUUGAAAUGUGUUUAAAAUGUAAUACUCUUUGUAAAACCUGUUAAACAUCUGCUUUCUCUUGCUUAUCUUGUUACGAAAUUGAACAUGUGAGGUAUUAUUCAGGACAUCAAUGCAUCUGCAAAUCUGGAUAUUAUGAAUAAAAUACAGAGAUAUGUUUAAGUAAUUCAUUCACUAAUUAUGUAGAAUGCUCAAAUGAAUGCUUAACUUGUUAAGGCUCUGCUAACUAUUGUACCAGCUGUGAUACUAAUUAAAACCGAAUCGAUCAAUCUAUUAUUCAUAAAUGUCCUUGUAUUACAGGAUUUUAUGAAGAUCAGAAUUAGAAUUGUUAAAGUAAAUCAUCAAAUUAAAUAUAUAGAAUGUCAUAUCAAAUGUUAGAGUUGUGUGAAUGAAAGUGAUCAAUGUUUAAGUUGUAAAAUUUAAUUAAACUCUAAACGAUUGGCUUUAUCAUAAUAAUGUAAUUGUUAAGAAGGGUAUUUUGAUGAUGGAACAUAACUAAAAUGCUAACCAUGUAGUUUCAAAUGUAAAACUUGUUAAAUUGAAGAGAAUAAUUGUUAACUUUGUUCUCUAAUUAUACGAAUUAAUCCUCCAACAUGCAAUUGUAUGGAUGGAUAUUAUGAGGAUGAGUAAUUCAUGUGUUUAAGUAAUGUUUAUUAUUUCUAUUCCAGGUUGUGCUUCUCAAUGCAGUACAUGUAUAAUAGAAGCAGACAAUUGUUUAAGUUGCAAUCAAGGAAGAAUUGGAAAGGAUUGCAGUUGCAUCGAUGGGUAUUUUGAGAUCGGAUAACUAUUAUGUGCAUGUAUUAAUAAUUGUUAAUCAUUUUUAGAGUGCGCAUUCUAAUGUGCUACUUGUUAGUUUGAUCCUAUAAAUUGUCAGACUUGUAAAGGUGAUAGGUUUCUAGAACCUUAAUGCAUCUGUUAAUUAGGAUAUUUUGAUGACCAAAUUAAUGAAAAUUGCUAAAAAUGUGAUAUGACCUGUAGAGAAUGCAAUAUCAUUGGAUGCAUAACUUGCUCCGGCAAUAGAAUAUUAAAUGAAGAUAUGGAUUGCCUUCCUCCUCCAUCCUCAAUUUCUUAUGAUACUACUCCUUGGUGUUCAAGUAUAUUUUGUUUUAUAUAUAAAUAUAGAUUGUGAAGUUGCUGUUAUUAACUCAUACUUAUCAGAUGAUCUAUCAAAUAUUAUAAUCCAUUUUGAUUUUCCUUUAAAUCCGCAGAACUUUAUCUCAUAAUUUAAUGUUAAUAAAUGUUUGUAAAUAUUUGAAAUAGAAUUUGUGAAAAAGUUAGGUUAAAAUUCUGUUUGCUAUCUUAAUCCUGAUAAUAAUUAAGAACUAUUAAUUUAACUAGGUGAAAAUUAGUAAAUAGAAGUUGGCGAGACAAUACUAUUUAAAAGUAAUGCUUUAUCUCAUAUUCAUUGCGACACUACUUUAUAAUUAUAUAUCUUAACUUCAUUAGAAAUGCCAAUAAAUCCACUCCCUCCAUAAAUUUAAUAUAAUGUACCUUUACAUAAACUCAAUCCUCUAGCUGAUAAUUUAGUUUAAAUAAAAUCAAUCAAAAACAAUGGAAAUAGAAAAUUAAAUUCUAUAAUAUGGAGUUGUCAGGUGAAAGCUGCUGAUGAAAGCCCUACUCUUAACUAAGAUUUAGAUGUACUGAAUUUUGCUUAAGAAUAUAAUUUAUAGUUACCUAAAUUUACAUUACCAAAAGAUUCAGAAAUUACAUUUAAAAUCUAAUUUGAAAAUUUUAUCCAUAUUACUUCCUAUUCAGAAUUUACUAUAUAGACUCAUUCAGGAACUUUUCCUUAAAUUAAUGUUAAUGUAAAACCCUCAUAUUUUGUUUAUUAGACAAUAUAAAUUGAUGUUUCUGCUGAAAGCUUAGAUUCAUCAAAAGAAAAUCCAAAAUUUUAGAUUUAAAUAAAUGAAAUAGAUAAAAAUCCUUAAGAUUCAAAUCCCUCAUUAAUGAACGUAUCACUCUAGUCGAAUUCCAAAGAAAUUAUUCAUUAAACUAUUCCUAAAUACACUUUGAGCCCAAAUUCAACAUAUACAUUUUUAGUGACUGCAACUAAUUUAAUUACUAAUCAACUCCAAUCUGAAAAUUUCACUGUUAAUAUUCCAUUAGCUGGAUUUACCUGUUAAUUCAACAAUCUAGGAAUGUAAAGUAUAAGAAAAGAUCUAAAUCUUGAAAUAAAAUGCAAAGAUUUAGACACAACAUUUGAUUGGAACAAUGAUCCAAAUUUGUCCAUUUUAGUCGAUUGUAAGGAUAUAUAAAUGAACAGCACAUGCUAAACUUAUCAAAAGCAAGCCAUUAAUGUUAAUUAGACUGCCCCUAAUUAAAUCAUCAGAAAGAAUUUGAUUUCUGCCUUCACUGUUUAAGAAUGGACUGUAACAGCUACAAAAUUUUCACAAACUUAAGUGUUUUCUUAAAUUAUCAUCUACAUUGAUGAUAAUUUUCCUAAUUUAGACAUAGAAUUUAAUCAAGGUUAUUUAAUGCGAAAAAUAAAUAAUUAUGAAUUAUUGAAUUUUACUUUUAUAAUUCCAUUUGCCUAAAAACCUCAUCUGUUAGAUCUAGAAAUUGCAAUUAUUUAUAAUUAUGAAAUAAUAGAAAUACUGCAACCAAAGUACAUUUCUCAUUAAUUUAAAGUAUUUAAUAGCAUUAAGGAGCUUUAAUUUGGUGAUUAAAUCAAUAUUAAAUUUUCAGCUUAGUAUACAGAUAAUAUUAUGCCAAGUCUUAACAAUAUUAAACUAUUUCUAAACUAGCCUCCUUAAUGCUCUAAAUUAUUGAUUACAAAUUCUAAUAAUUAAGCUCUAAGUGAUAUGGUAGUAAUAAGUUCUUGCGAUCAAUCAGAUGAUGCUCCUUAUAAAUAUCAACUGAAGUUAUUUUUGAGAGACUCAGAUUUAACAUUAUUCUUAGAAGGAUAAUCUGAUAACUCUUUAGUUCUUUAUCCAUUUUAAACUUUAAAUUAAUUUUAACUUUAAACACCUUCAUCUAUAGACUUUUCAAAAAUUGGAAUUUUAGUAUAAGUUCUUGACAAUGGAGGAUCAAUGACCCAAAUUUUUGAAUAAAUUGCUGUAAAUCCUGCAAAAAUCAAUUGUACUUCAAUUUAAUUUAAGAAUAUGAAUUUAUAGCAGAAGAUAUCAUUACUUUUUGAAGCCAUGAAUUAAAACUGUACAGAGCUUCAUUCUUAAAUUUAUCUUAAUUUGCAAUAAUAACCAAUUUCAGAUGAUUAGAAUGAGAAUAUUCUAAAAUUUUAGACUUUAAAAUUAUAUAAGCAGUCAUUAACUUCGUCUAAAACAUCUAUAACAUCAAAUACUUCAACAAAUGAAAGAUGCAUUGAUAUAAACUCAACUCAUUUAUUUGCUAUUUAAAAUUCAAAUGAGCAGGAAGUUAAUUUAACAUCCAAAAUUGAGGGCUUAAAAGAAAAUAUUCAAAAUUUUAACAAAAAUCUAAAAUACCUUAGGGGAGCAAAAUAAUAAUUUUAAGAUUUGCUUGAACUAAAUAAAUACACAUGGAAUGAAUAGGUCUUUCAACAGUAUUAAAACUCAGUAGAUUGUUUAAGAGGCUUAAUAUACUAUAUAGAUGACAUUUAUUCAAAUUUUUCACUAAUAAACACAAAAAAUGAAAUUCUUUAUUAAGCUAUUGCCGAAUUGUUACAUUUCAUUCCAUUAAUUGCUAAGGAUACAUAAAAUGGAAUAAUGGUCAACAAAGAUCCUGUCGCAAUAAAUGGAAAUGAGAUUACCUUUUAAAUUAAAAGGAGAUCAAAAUCCUCAUUCAAUAAAUAAUUCAAUCUUGAGCCGAGCAUUGAAGAUUUUCUUUUAGAUUAUGUCUAAUUUGAAUCACUUUAAUUAUAAACAAAUCCAUUAAGAUUUAGUCCAGACCUAUAAGAGCUACUCAAAAUACAAUUUAAUGAUUCAAAAUUAGAAAUAUACUCUUAGAAUUACUACCUAACAUAAUUAUAAAAUGUCUAUAAUAGUAAAUUUACACCUUAUGAAAAUUUUUCAUCUAAAUACGCAACCAAAUUUUUAUCCUAUUAAAUAUGCUUGAAUACUACAUAAUUUAUAGUCGAAUCUGAAAUAUAAUGUGCACUGAGAACUACCGCUGGACUAUUUUAUCAAUGCCAUCUAUCUAGAAUACAAAAUAAUGAUUCUAUACAGCUAACCUGUGAAUGUAAUAAGUUUGGCGAGAUUUUCCUUUUAGCCUCUACAAAUUUUGUUAUUGCAAAUGAAAGUGUAAAUAUUUAACCACAAAACGGCUCUCCAACCGCUCCCACUUCCGAAAAUAUUUUAGGGUUAUAAAUUUGUAUGGGGUCUUUAUCAUUAAUAUCUAUGUCCAUAUAUGCAGUUUAAAAAUAUAAAGAUUACAAAGAAGAGUAAAAAGUGUAGGAUUCUAAAAAAAUUAUUUCUAAUCCCUAGAUAGAUUUCAAUUUAAACACAUUGACUUAUUAAGGAAAUUUUAAAGUAUUUAAGGAUAAAUUUAAGGUAAAAUUACAUUAUUAUAUUAGCAAAUUCAUUAAACAAUUUCACUAUUUUGUUAUAAAGACUAAAAUAUUUAACUCAGUUAUCGAAUUUUAGAUGUCUUCUCUUAAUUAAAUUUAUUAUUAACUUUAGCAAUCCUUGAAUUUACAAUGUUAGAUAUUUAAAUAACUUUCUUCUGUAUAUUUAUUACACUAAAUCCAAUUCUCGUUUUAAUAAUGAGAAUGAUUUAUAAGAUAAUUGAAGCUAUAUAUAGAUUCUAAAGGAUAGCUGCUUUCAUUAGCCAGUUUCUUCUUAUAGCGUUAUUGAUGACACCUAAUCUAAUCACAUAAGUCCUUACAAUAAUGAAGUAUGUAAUAUAAAAUAUUAGAAUACCAUUCUUACUUGAAUAAUAUAAAAUUGCAAUAAUCUUUGUAGGCAACCUCAUCGUGUCAUAAGUAUUUUUAGAACCGCUAGUAAUUUUUGGAAGAAUUUUCAUAUAUAGAUUAAUAGCAGGAAGUUUGAAAAAAAUGGAACUCAACCCUAUGUUUCACUUAAUGCACUUUUUUGUGAUGCAUAGCAGUUUGGAGGAAUUGUUUGAAGAUUUCACAAGGAUUUGA